Molecule: messenger RNA, 686 nt
Organism: Cajanus cajan (pigeon pea)
Lineage: Eukaryota; Viridiplantae; Streptophyta; Magnoliopsida; Fabales; Fabaceae
Source: RefSeq, a predicted model, not a curated record
UUUGUUUGUGCUUAUGUGAUCCUACACUACAGUUCCCAGAGUUGAUCUCGUCAUUCUUUUCACGAUUUUCAUUGCCAUCUAUGGGGAGUCCACGUGCAGCACCAGCAAGGAAUGUUGUCAGGAAUGUACCUUCCUAUCCAACUCACCAAAUGGAGAGAAACUACCCUGCUCCAAUGCAAUCUGCAGUAGAACCAUCAGAGGACUCAAUCACUACCCUCGUUUCUAUGGGCUUUGACAGGAAUUCUGCCAGACAAGCCCUGGUGCAGGCCAGAAAUGAUGUCAAUGUGGCCACCAACAUCCUACUGGAGGCACAGUCUCACUAAUUCCAUAAAUGUUCUGCGAACACGAGAGCCAGAUUGUUCUGAAUUGAUAUAGAUGGAAUCCCAAUCAUGAAGGAUUGGAAAUUCACUAAUCAUGAUGUGAGGAUGUUUGUGAACUUGAGGCAUUCCUAGUACCAUCCUCAAGGAUAUUCCUCCUUUCUUAGGAUCAUUUUUCCCACCUUAACUUUAAUCUUUAGAUAUCCAUUUUGAGUACUGGCAUUGAUAGACGAAUGAGUUAGGAUCCUGUACAAAUUACUUGCAACAUAUGGAAAUUAUGCAUAUUUUCAUGAAAUGUGAAUCAGAUAACUGUAGUUGAAGGUUCUUCUAUGCAGUUUGCUUGAAGCUCAUGGAGCUCAGUUUCAUGCU